Molecule: messenger RNA, 5455 nt
Organism: Xyrauchen texanus (razorback sucker)
Lineage: Eukaryota; Metazoa; Chordata; Actinopteri; Cypriniformes; Catostomidae
Product: zinc finger protein 391-like
Exons: 3
Coding region: 4-1365 (453 amino acids)
Biological process (GO): regulation of transcription by RNA polymerase II; central nervous system development
Cellular component (GO): nucleus
Molecular function (GO): RNA polymerase II cis-regulatory region sequence-specific DNA binding; DNA-binding transcription factor activity, RNA polymerase II-specific
Source: RefSeq, a predicted model, not a curated record
AAGAUGAAAGAAGAGCUGAUAAUCCGAGAGCCCAGUUCGGAGCUGGAAAAGGUUUCCUGUCAAUCUUCAGUGUGUGUGACUGAUGGGACCUCCACAGAAUGUCAGGAUUCAGUGUGGAGCGGCAGAGAUCAGUCCACACCACAGCAGCUGCUGGACAAACUCUCUGAACAGAGAUCCAGAGACACACAGGACUCACAGCUCACUUUACUCUGUUCUACUGAUGCUCAGGAGAGUAUGUGUGACAGUAAUCAGGGUGAUCAAACCUCCACAGAGUCUCUGACUUCUGUCUGUAACGCUGGAGAACAGCAGAUGUUGCAGACACCAGUGAAGAUUGAAGUGAAGCAGGAGAUAAAAGAAGAAAACACAGCAGAGGAAGAACUGAGUGAUGAAGAUGAUGAUGAUGAUGAACAGCAGAUGCUGCAGACUCCAGUGAAGAUUGAAGUGAUGGAAGUGGAAAUAAAAGAAGAAUACACAGCAGAGGAAGAACAGAGUGAUGAAGAUUAUGAUGAACAGCAGAUGCUGCAGACACCAAUGAAGAUUGAAGUGAUACAAGUGGAGAUAAAAGAAGAAAAUACUACAGAGGAAGAACAGAGUGGCGAAGAUGAUGAUUUUAUUCCGUCAGAUCUGAUGGAGGUGAAAAAGGAACAUCAAGCACUGAAUGAACGGGAUGGAGAAACUUCAGUAUCAGAAACAUCUAUGAGUGGCUCAAAGAUUAAAAAUAAUUUCUCUCCAGAAGACGCUCAGAGAAGAGCAGCCAAAAAUACUUUCACCUGCUCUCAGUGUGAAAAUAGUUUCAGAUAUAAAAGUGAUCUUAUUAAACACAUGAGAGUUCAUAAAGGAGAGAGACCUUACACAUGUCAUGAUUGUGGGAAAGGUUUCACUGUCAAAGGACACCUUAAUAGACACAUCAGAGUUCACACUGAAGAUAAACCUUACACGUGCCAUCAAUGUGGAAAGAGUUUUAAAUAUAAAGAAUAUCUUAAUGUGCACAUGAGAGUUCACACAAGAGAAAGGCCAUACACGUGCCAACAGUGUGGGAAAAGUUUUGCAUAUGCCCACCAUCUCAAGGAUCAUCUCCGAUUGCACUCUGGAGAAAGGUCCUUUAAAUGUGAUCAGUGUGAUAAAACAUUUGUUUUGGCACAGUACCUAAAAGAACAUCUGAAAACUCACACAAAUGAGAAGCCUUUCAAGUGUUCUUCUUGUGGAAAGAGUUUUGCAUGCCUGUUCUAUUUUAAAGAGCACCAGAAAAUACAUACCGGUGUUGGGGCUCAUAUGUGCGUUGAAUGUGAGAAGACCUUUAGUACAGCCGGCAACUUGAAAAAGCACCAAAGAAUUCAUACUGGAGAGAAACCUUACAAGUGCUAACACUGUUAAAAGUGUUUCACUUUGUUGCAAAACCUGAAAAUACUCGAGAGAAUUCAUAUUGGAGAGAACCAUACCAUUGACCUUCAUUUGGGAGGAGUUUCAAAAAAUCAGAUAAUCUACAUAGACAUGUAAAACAAAAGUAUUGCCCAAGGAUUCACAGUGAGCAAAAAUCAUCUUCAGGUUCAACGACAUCAAUUAAAUAGUUGGAAGUUCAGAUAAACCCAAAGACUUCCCUGAAAAGAGCAGAAACAUAAGCUAAUAUUGAAGGACAUUUGAAAAUGUGUGUAUUAAUAAACAAUUUUAUAGAAAUGCUUUUCUGUUAUGUCUGGGCUAAAAACUAAGUUAAGGGAAACUAGGGAUGCUCCGAUUUGUCCGACCACUGAUCGCUAUUGGCCUGUUAUCACUUUCUAUGAUUCGAUUGCUGGUCUCAUAAUUUGUCUGAUCACAAAAGACACACAGCUUCUUUAAUGUCUUGUUUAUAGGGUACAACGAGGCUAAAGGGACGCCUUAAGGAAAUCUUGCUUUUUUCUGCUCUCAAAAUGUGUCAAGGUCAAAAAAAUGGAUGCGUUUAUAUUGAUUAUCAUUUGUGUGAAAAAAGGUGGUGAGGGUUUAAAAUAAUAUCAUAUAGAUACCUGAUAAAUAGGUAUAGGGCAAAAAGGGGGCUUUUUACCCCAAAUACUGUCCUUUCACUUAUUGGACAGUUAUUGAUAAAUGUUUGAUUGAAUUACCUUAAACAAAACUGAAAAUGAUAAAUAAGUAUUUUGUCUUAAAAGAACCAUGUUACUUUAAGGGAUGUUCAUUAGCUACUAAAUUUGCAACAUUUAAAAAAUUAAUACAAAUGAGAAAAUGGCCUCAAAAUCAACUUUUAGACACCACAUGCAAAGAUCUCUUGGAUCAGUAAAAGUUUUCCAGUCUGUUGUGACAAACAGGUGUUUAGGAAUGUACUGUGGCAGUUUCUGUUGCUUAUUAAUGUUUUGGGAGAAAAUAAAAACCAAUGGAGCCUUUAGCCCCGUUGUAACCUACUUUUGCCUGACACCACAACGUGAUGCUCCGUAGACUGCACUCGUACCUCCCCAAAUUCUAGUGCCGUUUAUUCUUGAUGUGCUCACUGUUGUGCUUUUCUGUGAUUAACAUGUGGCGGUCGAGAUACAUUUUAUUCUAAAUCAACAGGAAGAGCAGUGACAAAUAGUUUGCCAGAAAAAGAACAACACUGGCGUCCCAUGUGCAUUUGCUUGAUUUGGAUCAUUAUUUUUAUUGAUCUCUCAGUAACUUUUGGUGCUUUUAAGCGUUAAGUAUUUACAGUUGAAGUCAGAAGUUGACAUACACCUUAGCCAAAUACAUUUAAAAUCAGUUUUUCACAAUUCCUGACAUUUAAUCAUAGAAAACAUUCCCUAUCUUAGAUCAGUUAGGAUCACUGCUUUAUUUUAAGAAUGUGAAAUGUCAGAAUGAUAGUAGAGAGAAUUAUUUCUUUAUUUCAUCACAUUCCCAGUGGGUCAGAAGUUUACAUACACUUUGUUAGUAUUUGGUAGCAUUGCCUUAAAAUUGUUUAACUUGGGUCAAAGGUUUGGGUAGCCUUCCACAAGCUUCUCACAUUAAGUUGCUGGAAUUUUGUCCCAUUCCUCCAGACAGGACUGGUGUAACUGUCAGGUUUGUAGACCUCUUUGCUCACACACACUUUUUCAGUUCUGCCCACAAAUUUUCUAUUGGAUUGAGGUCAGAACUUUGUGAUGCCACUCCAAUACCUUGACUUUGUUGUCCUUAAGCCCUUGACACAAAUUUGGAGGUAUGCUUGGGGUCAUUGUCCAUUUGGAAGACCCAUUUGUGACCGAGCUUAAACUUUCUAGAUGAUUUUUUACUUCAAGAUAUCUACAUAAUUUUCCUUCCUCAUGAUGACAUCUAUUUUGUGAAGUGUACCAGUCCCUCUUGCAGCAAAGCACCCCAACAACAUGAUACUGCCACCCCCACGCUUCACGGUUUGGAUGGUGUUCGGCUUGCAAACCUCACCCUUUUUAAUCCAAAUAUAACGAUGGUCAUUAUGGCCAAACAGUUCAAUUUUUGUUUCAUCAGACCAGUAAGUAAAAAGUCAGAUCUUUGUACCUAUGUGCACUUGCAAACUGUUUUCUGGCUUUUUUAUGGCGGUUUUGGAGCAGCGGCUUCUUCCUUGCUGAGCAUCCUUUCAGGUGAUGUCGAUAUAGGACUCGUUUUGCUGUGGAUCUAGAUACUUGUCUACCUGUUUCUUCCAGCAUCUUCACAAGGUCCUUUGCUGUUGUUCUGGGAUUGAUUUGCACUUUUUGCACCAAACUACAUACUAGGAGACCCAAUGCAUCUCCUUCCUGAGCGGUAUGAUGGCUGUGUGGACCCAUGGUGGUUAUACUUGCGUACUAUUGUAUGUACAGAUGAACGUGGCAACUUCAGGCAUUUGGAAAUUGCUCCCAAGGAUGAACCAGACUUGUAGAGGUCCACAAUUGUUUUUUUUCUGAGGUCUUUGAUAAUUUCUUUUGAUUUUCCCAUGAUGUCAAGCAAAGAGGCACUGAGUUUGAAGGUAGGCCUUAAAAUACAUCCACAGGGACACCUUCACUUUACUCCAAUUAGACUGCUAAUUGCCUAAAGGCUUUUCAUCAUUUUCUGGAAUUUUCCAAGCCGCUUAAAGGCACAGUUAACUUAGUAUAUGUAAACUUCUGACCUACUGGAAUUGUGAUAGUCAAUUAAAAGUGAAACAAUCUGUUUGUAAACAAUUUUUGGGAAAAAUUAUUAAUUCAAUUAUUUGACAAAACUAUAGUUUGCUAAUAUGGAGUUUGUGGAGUGUUUAAAAAAUGUGUUUAAAUGACUUCAACCUAAGCGUAUGUAAACUUCUGUCUUCAACUGUAUUGCGACUACACAAAUACACAAUAUUCUUUUAGAAGAAUAUUUCAGCUCUGCAGGUCCAUACAAUCGUUUUUUGUUUUUUUUCAACUCUCACUAGCCACUCUCCAGACAUGUAGUGCGGUUCUUAAUGACCAUUUUAUUGCUUCCUUGGUCCCCUCUACAUGCUGCUUUCAUUCCCUCUCUGCAAGAACACAUGAUAAUUUUGAUCAGAACAAAAAUCAACAGAAUAUUGGCAAUUGCACCAAAAUGCUCAAGAUGUGUUUUGAACCUCCUCCUACUUAUGCAUGUUUUUCCUCCCAAACGGUAUGGGAUGGAAUUAGUCUUAAAAUGAUUAACAAAUGUGUGCAUGCUUAACCAUCAAUUUGAUAAAUGUUGCAAAUGUAUCUUACAAUCCACAAACAAAUACCUUUCAACUUGUGCCUGUGAAAUUCAUAAUUAAAUCAGUGUGCAGUGAUGUGCACAAAUAGACAUAUUUGUGAACACUAAUAUUCCCUUGUGUAUGCAAACAAAGAGAGAUGUUCUAAAUCAAACAAAAUGGUCUUGUGAAGCAUUGAAUGUGCGUUUGUGUAUCAAGUUUUUAGGCUUUUUUCACAGUUGUUACCAUGGCAGACCAAUGCACAAACAACUACCGAUGAAUAUGUCCUAAAUGUAUAAAAAAAAUUAGUGCAUAUCUACCAUCAGUUUGAAAAACUUCACAAAUGUAUAUUACAACCCUUAAACAAAUGCAUUUCAACUUUUGACUGUGAAAUGUAUCAUUAAAUGAAUGUGCUGUGAUUUGUACAAAUAGAGAUGUACACUAUUUGCAGAUACAAAUGUUCUCUUUUUUACAAAUAUGUGACAAUUUGUGUCUGUACCCAAAGGGAGAUGUUUCAAAUCAAACACAAAAUGGUCUUGUGUAGCAUUGAAAAUGCAUUUGUGGAUUAAGUGAAAACAUUUUUGUAUCUAUUCUAUUUGAUUCAUUUGAAUUGAGACUUAAUUUCCAUUGGUUUUGCUUUGCAUGUUCCACACACCAAUUUCUAAGGCUCCACAUGUAACUGUGUAAGCAAAGCAGAUACCACUAGCAGUGUCAUUUCACAAAUAACCAUCAGGCAGGGUGUGGUUCACAAGGUCAGUAUGCAUGAGCUGUAUAAAUGCUCCACUUCAAAGAAACAAUGGCUAAAAAACAGCAGAACGAAUCAAAGGUUUGUCUCAAUUUCUCUUGUGUACAGUGCCUAUAAACAUAUUC